AUGACGAGCGCCAACAGUUCAGGAGCAGCAGCGCAAAAUGACUCCUCCGGUUUAGCAUCGAUAACAGUUUUGUCGAGGAUUCCGGAGUUCUGGUGUGAUAAACCCAGAUUAUGGUUUGUACAAACUGAUGCAAUACUUGGACCGCAGAAGCUGAGCGAUGAAGCAAAAUACAAUUUGGUUGUUGCUAAGUUAGGCAAGGAGGUGAUUCAACAAGUAAGUGACAUUUUAUUAAAGCCGCUCGAGACUAAGAAAUUUGAAGCUCUAAAAUCACGCUUAUUGCAAGUAAAUGAAGAAUCUGAAAUUCGGCAAUUUCAAAAAUUACUCAGCGAGAUGGAAUUGGGAGAUCAAAAACCGUCUCAAUUACUUCGAAAAAUGAAGGAAUUGGCGAGAGAUAAAAUUCCAGACGAAACCCUAUCUAUUAUGUGGCAAGGACACCUUCCUGCCUCAGUGCGAGCUGUCUUAGCGACUACAGAUGUAAAGAAUGUAGAAAAUCUGGCCGCUAUCGCUGACAAGAUAAUAGAGACGUCAAGGCCACAAGAAAUUUCGGAAAUAAGGGCUAAUACUUCAAGUUCUAAUGACACAGCUUUAAUUUUAGCCGAAAUAGCUAAAUUAAAUCUGCGGAUAAAUUAUUUAGAAACACAAAAACCUACAUUUAGAAAUCGCAUACACAACUUUCGGCGCGCGCGCUCUCGGUCUACAUCGCGACGGCGUAAUAUGAGCCGGCGCACGCCCAAUAGUGCGGAUUGGCUUUGUUCGUAUCAUUAUCGCUACCGGAAUAGAGCAACGAAAUGUAUGGAGCCGUGUGCUUGGAAAAAGAUCAAUCAGGAAAACUAA
Vanessa atalanta (red admiral) is the source of this 834-nucleotide messenger RNA. RefSeq lists its product as uncharacterized. NCBI's taxonomy places the organism in Eukaryota, Metazoa, Arthropoda, Insecta, Lepidoptera, Nymphalidae. The record is from RefSeq and is a predicted model, not a curated record. The transcript has a single exon. The coding region runs from base 1 to 834 and encodes 277 amino acids.